AAGGUGAAACGCCGCGGAGCCUCGAUCGGAGCCGUUUCAAGUAAAAACUGCGUUUUACUCAUUUUUAAUAAUAAGCUCCUGUUUUUGAAGCCACUUUUUUGAACAGCGGCAAAUCAGCUAACAUCUGGAGGUGUAGUAGACGUCACUGACUCGGUCUCAUAGUCCCUCGACGACCUCCCCAGCAGAGUCAGGCAGGCCGACCUCCGACCCCUGACGAUGGACUGCUCGUCCUCCUCCACCUCCAGCUCGAUGGCGAGCAGCAACGUGACCAACAAGACCGACCCACGCUCCCUCAACUCCCGCGUCUUCAUCGGCAACCUCAACACGCUGCUGGUCACCAAGGAGGACGUGGAGGCCAUCUUCUCCAAGUACGGCAAGAUCGUGGGCUGCUCGGUGCACAAGGGCUACGCCUUCGUCCAGUUCUCCAACGAGAGGAACGCCCGCACGGCCGUGGUCAGCGAGGACGGACGCAUGAUAGUGGGACAGGUCCUAGACAUCAACCUGGCCGGCGAGCCGAAGCCGCACCGAUCGAAGACGGUGAAGCGUUCUGCCGGAGACAUGUACAGCCCAUCUUUUGAAUUGGACUACGACUUUCAGAGAGACUACUACGACCGGAUGUACUCGUACCAGUCCCGGGUGCCUCCUCCCCCCCCGCCCCUGUCCCGCGCCGUCAUCCCCUCAAAGCGUCCCAGGGUCAGUGUGAGCGGAGGAGGAAGCCGACGAACCAAAACCAGCUUCUCGUCCUCGUCCAAAAGCAGCCAGAGGACGUCCCGUACAAGUCAGUCCAACGCCGUCCCUGCCCCGCGGAGUCGCUUCACCGGGGAUCCUCGUGACUCUCCUUCUGCUCCUGUCUCAGCAGUGAGGACGGAUGAUCUGCAGACCAUCAAGAGGGAGCUGACGCAGAUCAAACUCAAGGUGGACUACCUGCUGGAGAGCUUAGGGCACAUGGAGAAGGACCACAGCAAGAAGUCAGAGAUGAAGAGCAGCAAACCAGAGCCCGGAGAACUGUCCCCACUCCACUCGUCCACCUCCAGCAAGAAGGACGACCGGAUGAAACGGGACAGAGCGAUGAACGACUCCGAGGAGGAAGAGGAGGAGGAGGAGGGAGACCUGCUGGAUGAGGAAGACGAGAUGAAGAGCAGAGGAAGAGACGAGGAUGAGGAGGAGGAAGAGGAGGAGGAGGGCGAGCAGGAGGAAGGAGAGGACGACGGCGACAGCGCCAACGGAGACGAGCUCUAAACUCAACAGACGCACGAGCACAGAACCGCUGAGAUCGCGUUUCCACGACAGACGCGUGUCACGUGCUCACAUCUGCUGACUGGACAUUAGUACAUUUGUAUUCCUCUCUGUCGCACAGACACACAAACUCAUUGUCACUGUGUGUCCGCUGCUUCUUUCGGGAUUUCUUCGUUUUUAUUUUUAAUGUUUCUUUGAACUGUUUCUGACACUGGAGGAAACAUCUCAUUGAGACCAGAUGCUCGUUGGUUUGAGGAUAAAUGUAAAUGUGUUGCACGUUUGAACUCGGGGUCACGAGCUGUUUCCGUAUAAAAAACAACAGAGAGCAUUCGGCAGUUAUUGAUUUUUAGACCAAAUUUGAACAAAUGACCACUCAGCAGUGGCCGACAUUUGAAAUUACACGCUAAGAAAUAUCCUGAGGUGCAAAGUUUUGAAUUUAAGACAAAGAACCAGAUGUGGUAGAAAAGCCCAGGCUUCAGUUUCAUUUGUUAUUAACCUCGAUCCGGCUGCUGCACCGCUGCUUCCUCGCCAGCAGAUGGCAGCGUGUCACAACAAGGACUCAACAUCUGUCGCGUCUCAUCUUCACCUUCUGCUCGUCAGACAGGAACCUCUCUGCUCGGGAACUCUUCUUCUGUGUGGUCGAGCUGCUGUGACCUCUGUCGACCUUCACUUGUGAUGCAGUGCUCCUCCAUGUUUGUUUCUGUUUGUCACUCCGGCUGCAGGUGAGAGUCCAAUUAAUAUGUUUUCCAAAGUUGGACCCUAUAUGAGAUUUGGGAAGAGCCCAUUUCGAUGUGUUCACUUCAUUGUACUGUAUAACGAUAUAUAAUAAUAAAGUUUAUAAAAAGGUU
This is a messenger RNA of Limanda limanda (common dab), 2084 nucleotides long. RefSeq names its product heterogeneous nuclear ribonucleoprotein C (gene hnrnpcb). The transcript has 9 exons. Lineage: Eukaryota; Metazoa; Chordata; Actinopteri; Pleuronectiformes; Pleuronectidae. The record is from RefSeq and is a predicted model, not a curated record. Gene Ontology annotation, cellular component: nucleus. Gene Ontology annotation, molecular function: RNA binding. Bases 217 to 1239 code for a protein of 340 amino acids.